Molecule: messenger RNA, 561 nt
Organism: Prunus armeniaca (apricot)
Lineage: Eukaryota; Viridiplantae; Streptophyta; Magnoliopsida; Rosales; Rosaceae
Source: the annotation of a GenBank genome assembly
AUGGCUCCCAACAUCACCGUUGCCAAUUUGGCUGACCAAUUUCAGGAAUUCAAGGCGAAAAUUUCUACAGAUGUCACCAAUUUGGAAACUCAGUUCACCAAAUUGAUGGCUGAUCAAAAGACUCAAAUUUCGUCCAUGUCCACAGAUAUUGCCAAAUUACAAGCUUCCGUGACGCUGCUCGUCAACCACCUCCCAACCGUGACUCCUAAACCAUCCUCCACAUCUGCUGUUCUCUCUCGUUCAUGCACACCUUCUCUCCAGGCUGGUCUCCUUCCCAAUCCGUCUAAGGAUUCCAAGUUCCACGGCCACUUGGGCCUUCCAUCAGCUUCUGCAGGAACAUCUAUGGUUCAAUCCGAACUAACUUUUUCCGCAGGAUCUGCACCUAAACCCCAUUAUACCCAACACACGGUGGCUUCUCCUCUAGUGGACGCCACUGUCCCGCCCCGACCACAUGAACAUCACGUCGUCCACCGAAACUUGGAUUUCGAGAUCGCCUGUCAUGCCAAGCCUACUGCCCCUGACUUUAAUGGUCGCGAGGAUCCUACUCUCUUUGUUGAUUAG